Molecule: messenger RNA, 1083 nt
Organism: Dreissena polymorpha
Lineage: Eukaryota; Metazoa; Mollusca; Bivalvia; Myida; Dreissenidae
Exons: 6
Coding region: 188-874 (228 amino acids)
Source: RefSeq, a predicted model, not a curated record
UUAUACGAACUACCUAGGUCAUACUUUAUUCUGCGGUAUUUAUGCUAUGCUUGUAUUCUAUUAUUUGACACAGGUAGAACUUGUGUCAAAAAUUAGAACACACAUUUUAGAGGUAUAUAACGCAUAAUAACGUAAGGAUCGUACACUUCUAACCACAAGAUUUCAUUCACUCACAUUGACGUUCAAAAUGUCGAAGGGAAAAGUCAUUUUUGUCGUAAGCAGCAAUGAUAAACUUGGAACAACCGGAAAGCAGACAGGCUGGUACCUACCGGAGGCAGCGCAUCCGUACGAGGUUCUCUCAAAGGCCGGGUACCAGAUUACAUUCGUCAGCCCUAAGGGAGGGAAAGCUCCGAUGGACGAAGGGAGUGGCCAGACGUUCAAGGACGAUGCCGUCUGCAAGGAAUUCCUAAAGCAUCACGUGACAAAGCUAGACAAGACGGUGAAAGCUUCCGAGUUGAAACCCGCUGACUUCAAAGGCCUGUUUUAUGUCGGCGGUCACGCACCAAUGUUCGACAUGCCUGCUGCCAAAGAUAUCGCCAAACUUGCAGCCGACAUUUACGAAAACGGCGGCAUUCUGGGCGCCGUCUGCCACGGAACUGUCGGUUUUGUCCCAGUUAAGCUGUCGUCAGGCGAAAGCUUGGUCAAAGGUCAGACCGUGACUUCAUUCACGAAUUCGGAGGAGGACGCUGUGAAGUUGUCGUCUGCUAUGCCUUUCAUGCUGGAAACCAAACUACGCGAGUUGGGGGCAAAAUUUGUUGGCGCUGACAAUUGGGCGUGUAAUGUACAGGUCAGUGGACGGCUGGUCAGUGGUCAGAAUCCCGCUUCGGCCACCAAGACGGGAGAGGAGAUGGUGAAACUAUUGGCCGCACAGUAACUUGACAAUUUACAUAUAAUUUAUCACUUGCAUUGAAUUUAUGUAUCACUUCAUGUUUAUUUUCUUUUGAAAUUACAUCAGUGCAUUUUGAUAUUACAUUAUUUAGUUAUGCUUUGUGUUGCUUCACUAUGGUGUACUUUCCAUAUUGUUUCCAAUAGAUCUGGUCGAGUAUUUAUUUGAGUGUUGAAUAAACCAUUGUAUAAUUAAAA